Messenger RNA from Aethalodelphis obliquidens (Pacific white-sided dolphin), 1270 nucleotides. RefSeq lists its product as uncharacterized. The coding region runs from base 1 to 555 and encodes 184 amino acids. NCBI's taxonomy places the organism in Eukaryota, Metazoa, Chordata, Mammalia, Artiodactyla, Delphinidae. The record is from RefSeq and is a predicted model, not a curated record. The transcript has 2 exons.
AUGGCGAUGGGCCUCUCCCCACAAGCUGCUCGCCAGACGUCCCAGAAGAGCUGCGAGGCUGAGCCCAGAGUCUUGCCCUCUCAGAGCCUCCUGCAGGAGGACGACCCAGAGCCCCCGUCCCAGCAACUGCAGGCCGCCGGUUCAAGGGGCAGUGAGCCCCACAGCAACCUUGACCUCUCCCGUGGGCCCCUGGUGGCCUUGGAGUACCUGCCCUUCUUUCGCACCUACGGGCAGCUCCUGGCUGAGGAGGAGCUGGCCCCGCGGCCCGAGGUUUGCAGGGACCGAGGAGGAGACCAGAGUAUCAGAGAGGAGGACUCAGAACCACCCAGUGGCUUCUUCCCUUACUACCGCUCCAAGGAGGAACGUUUUCCCAGCCUGGCCCUUCCUGGCAGGUGGUGUGCAGGCUCCCGUGACCCGCCCGCCAGGAGGGAGCUGCAGGCUUGCUGCUGCUGCAGGACGACAGUCAACGGCAGGUGUUCUGUGAGUUGGGGAGGCCACAGAGGGUGCAGGGUGCAGGGUGCACUGUCCCAGGGCCCCACACCCCAGGAGGCUUGACCAGGCCCCCAAGGUCGGCUGGGGCUCCUGGAGCAGCGUGUUGUUAGAUAAGGGCACAGAGCCUGGAGGCAGGCUGCCUCAAUCCCAGCUCGGCCACUUGCUCAGAGAAUGUGUUUUAAGCCUCAUGACCCUCAGUUUCCUUAUACAAGACAGAAAGUAAUAGUAGCUACUAUUUGUUUAGUCCUUAGGCUCCCAGACAAAUGGUUCGUGUGUGUCAUUUCAUUUUUCCUAGUAAUAGUCCUAUGAGGUAGGUCUUGUUAUUUAUUCCCAUUUUAUGGAAUGAGCCUUGGAGAAGUUAAGCGACUUGGCCAAAGACAUUGCUAGCAAGAGCAAUCCUGGGAUUUGACCCAAAGCCCGUGCCCUCCAGAGUUCCUAAAGCCACUCCAGCCCCACAAAGCCGGCAACUUGCCCUGUGACUGCAGGAUGGAGGAGGUGGGAUGCGUGGGUUCUAAUCCCAGCUGGGAGCCCUGGGAGGGCUGAGUGACGUCACAUCGCCGAGUGCUUCCCUUCUGUAGAAGGUACGGCCCUGGCUUCUUCCCCUACGCUACUGUGGAGUGGAGGCACAGGCCAAUCCUGGGAGCCUGGCUGACCAUCUUGUCUCCUGCUGACCCAGGCUGGCCCGGCAGGCCCAGACCUCAUCUCUGGGCUCUCUCACUCGCCGACUCGCUGCCCCACCCUACUGGCCUCAGCGGGGCACUCCCGUGACAGCGGCUUG